AGUUGUUGCUGAUCCUAACGACACAGAAAAUAUCAUACAUGUAAGUUAACUUGAAAAAAAUAUGCUCUGGAUUUCACUGCUAUAAUGUUUUAUGACUGGAACCGAAAUCUGCAUAUAUUUAGCUCAAAAAUAUCCAAGAUGUAAUUAGUUGCCUUUUCAGUUCUUAUAGUUUAGCUUUUUGUUGUUGUUUUUAACCGCCACGCCCACUCCUCUUUUUGGAUUAGUACUUUCAGACUUCUAGAGAUGAAGUGAGGGGUUUGUUGUGUCGGGGUCUUGAAAAGAACCCGCUCCACGGGGAAUUUUCUUUUGAGCUGUGAAGUAGAAGACGUGUUUUGGACGCAAAGUGGGCAAAGGAUUCGGCUUUUACGCACGCGUGCCAUUCCCCGCUUGCGCUUUCCCCCAGCUCUGCGCUCCAGGAUCCAGACAGAGAUGGAAGGAGGAAAGGGGAGCGUGGAGGGACAGGGGGUGUCUCACACUCAAGGUGACUCCAGCAGGCGGGGGCACACGCUUCCCCGGGAAUAGAAAGCAGGAGGCAGCAUGCCCUCCUGGCCCAAUGACUCGCAGUGCCUUUCGCAUAACUCCAGCUGGGAGGAGACGCACAACGGCAGCAGGGAUGCUGACCCCCCGCUGCCCCCUCUCAAUUACUACUCCAUCCCACUCCUGGCCGUCAUCACCAUCGCGUGCACGCUCUUGUUCCUAGUUGGGGUGACGGGAAACGUCAUGACCAUCCUGGUGGUCAGCAAGUACCGGGACAUGCGCACCACCACCAACCUGUACCUGUGCAGCAUGGCGGUGUCCGACCUGCUCAUCUUCCUGUGCAUGCCGCUGGACCUGUACCGCAUGUGGAAGUACAGGCCGUGGCGCUUCGGGGACGCGCUCUGCAAACUCUUCCAGUUCGUGUCAGAGUCGUGCACGUACUCCACCAUCCUGAGCAUCACCGCCCUGUCGGUGGAGCGCUACCUGGCCAUCUGCUUCCCGCUGCGCGCAAAGGCUCUGGUCACCAAGCGGCGCGUCCGCGGCCUCAUCUUCUUCCUGUGGACGGUGUCGCUGCUGAGCGCGGGCCCCGUGUUCGUGAUGGUGGGAGUGGAGAUGGACGGCUUUGGGGGGGCUAACUUCAGUGCGUGGUUUAGUAAUGUGACUGGCUCGUUCCUGGAGGUGGAGGACACUCGGGAGUGCAGGAUGACGCAGUACGCCGUGGACUCGGGGCUGAUGGAGGUCAUGGUGUGGCUCAGCUCCGUGUUCUUCUUCAUGCCGGUGUUCUGUCUCACAGUGCUCUACAGCCUCAUAGGCCGCCGGCUGUGGCAGAGGCACAGAGAGACAACCAUGACCUCCCGCGUCUCUCACAGGGAUAAAAGCAACAGGCAGACCAUCAAGAUGUUGGUGGUGGUGGUGCUGGCGUUUGUUCUCUGCUGGCUGCCCUUCCACGUGGGUCGCUACCUGCAGUUCCGCUCCCUGGACGCGCCGUCCCCGCUGCUGUCGGUGCUGUCCGAGUACUGCAGCCUGGUGUCCGUGGUCCUCUUCUACCUGAGCGCCGCCAUCAACCCCGUCCUCUACAACACCAUGUCCUGGAAGUACCGCGGCGCGGCGGCGCGCCUCUUCGGCCUGACCGACGGCCAGCCGCCGCGGGGGCGCACGACCAGCACCGUGAAAGGAGACAACUCCAGCGGCUGGACGGAAUCUACAACCAGCUUCUAGCAGGACUGUCAACAUGUCUCGUUUUUAUUGAAAACAAAUAUAUAAAUAAUCACCAGAAAGCCAUAACAGCCGUUAGAGAUCGAUGGAGAUAUGAGCGCCUUUUGAGGAGGUCACAAGGUCAACACGUCCAAACAGAAAUAUUUCAAUUACCUGUAAGCUGUUAGUUUCAAAUGUCCUUCUCGGAUUAUCUCAGCAAGUGCCAUACACUUCACACAACGCGAUCAUUUUGAGGCAGAACUGAUGAAUGCACGGAGCCAAACGCUGCUGCUGCAGGACUGCUGUACAGUACUGGGGUAUCGCAGACACUUACAAAUGCCUUAUAUUGUAUUCUGGAUGACAAAGAAAGCACUGUAGAAUUUGUGGCGCUGCUCUGCGCUCCUUCAGAGAGGCGCAGCGUGCGCGCCGUGUGCCUGAGAGAAACAUGCAGUAUCCUGUAUGUUUGCAUGUGUGUGUCGUGUCGUUAGAUGUUGGACACAUUGUAAUCAGUUUCAAUCACUACUAAAUAACAGUGACUGACGUUUUCUAGACUAAGUCACUGUCUUUUUUUGUUUAUUGCUAAUUAUUUCUUGUUAUUAUGCUUUUCCAAAGCCCCUUAGACCCUGGGGAGCAUUAGGACUGGUCAGGUUAAUGCAUAAGACGAUAAAAAUCAAUAUAUCCCUGGUCACAAACCUCUAAAUCUGUUUUAUCAGUCAAUGUUUGGAAGAUGUGGGUCUUCAAGCACCACAUGUGUGAUCAGGCGACUUCAUAUCAGAAACCUUAACUCAAAAUACAAAACCAGCUCCUCUUCUCCAAACUCUUCUGUUAAUCCACUCAGUGCUCAAUGUAUAGGUCAUUUGUCUGAUUUGACAACAAUCAAUAUGCUCUGACAUUCAGUAUGAUUCAUCAUGCCUGAUGCUAUAAAAACGACUUCAAAUAUUAGAUUCCCUCCGGCUUUGCCACAAAGUCAUUCCCACUCCCAAAACUGAACACACAGUGUUCUGUUUUUGUCUUCAAUGGGAAUACCAUGCAGUGUCUUAUUUUUCCUGUUUGAUCCUUUGUUUUAUUGGAAGCUGUAAAUUAUUCAUGGUUGAUCAAACAUAAAAAACCCUGAAAUAUCCCAUUUCAAGCUCCAACCGCAGUGUUUAUAAAGAAAUCAAUUUAACCUGCCUGCACUUCAAGAAUGUAUUAGAGACUGAGAAAGAACAACAGUUUAGAAAAAGUGUGCCCUGUGUUGUUCCAUCCCAUGGAUCAAUGAACAAUCAGUAAAUACAGAUGCUGGUCUUGCUUUAAUUUGUAAAUAGAUGCUUUGCAAAGGUUAACACUCCAUGCUGCACAACUGGGGGGUUUGCAUCAGUCCUGAACGCCGCAGCAGCUGCAGCAUUAAAAACACGCCCUCCUGGAAGUGAAGGAGAUAUUUCUGUGAAAUGAAUGCACACGCUGAUGAAAGGACGUGUUAUUUAUGAUUCAACUGAAUGUAUAGUGAUGAAAAGAGUAAAAACUAAUUUGUUUUUCUCCUUUUUAUGUCUG
Messenger RNA from Cololabis saira (Pacific saury), 3201 nucleotides. RefSeq names its product growth hormone secretagogue receptor a (gene ghsra). The coding region runs from base 538 to 1695 and encodes 385 amino acids. The record is from RefSeq and is a predicted model, not a curated record. Gene Ontology annotation, molecular function: growth hormone secretagogue receptor activity. NCBI's taxonomy places the organism in Eukaryota, Metazoa, Chordata, Actinopteri, Beloniformes, Belonidae. Gene Ontology annotation, biological process: G protein-coupled receptor signaling pathway; hormone-mediated signaling pathway. Gene Ontology annotation, cellular component: plasma membrane. The transcript is spliced from 2 exons.